Molecule: messenger RNA, 3645 nt
Organism: Anoplopoma fimbria (sablefish)
Lineage: Eukaryota; Metazoa; Chordata; Actinopteri; Perciformes; Anoplopomatidae
Gene: tcaim
Product: T cell activation inhibitor, mitochondrial
Exons: 11
Coding region: 127-1605 (492 amino acids)
Cellular component (GO): mitochondrion
Source: RefSeq, a predicted model, not a curated record
GAAGAAGGAAAAAUGGCAACAGACUCAGUCAAGUAAAGCUAGCGGUCCUACGGACUGCUGAUGGACCGGCUGCAGAGGCCAUGAUCUGAUGCUCAUCUGUCGACUGCUGCUAGACUUGCAUCAGCAAUGUCUGUCCACUCCCUCCUGAGAUACAGCAUCAGGCUGAAGAGGAAACAUGUGGCCACGCAUUUAGUCCAUCAGAGAACUCUGUCAGGGGCAGAUGCUGUCAACGCACUCAGACCGUUUUAUUUUGCAGUCCAUCCUGACUUCUUCGGUCAAUAUCCCAGGGAACGGGAAGUAAAUGAGAAUUCAUUAAAGAGGCUGAAUGGCUACCUUGACAACCUGCAGAAGCCCGGCUCACGCUCAGCUCAGCCAAUGAAGCUCACUUUUUAUGUCCGGGACACAAAGGACAGCAGCGAUGUGCAGCAGGACCUCCUCGCCUCGGGGUUCAGGUCAGUGAGUUUCACCCUGCACACAAACGACAUCUUGAGCACGGUGACGAACGUGUUGAGGUCCUGCAGCCUGCCAGUGGAGCACAUGAAGGGACUGAAAGCAAGAGCAGAGACUUCUAAAGGUCCACCUGAGGCGGGGCUGCCUUUCUACAGACCCAUCAAGUGGGACAAGAGCUACUACACCUUCACUGGAUUCAGAGACCCUGAGGAGGAGCUGCAGCAGGCCAGGAGAGUGGAGCCUGCACUCCUCUUGUGGCUGAGAAACAACGAGCCCAAGGCGACGAAGAAGCACAGUGCUAGUCUUCCUCGGAGAGAAGAGCUGAACAGACUGAAGAAGGAACUGUGUCACAAAUUUGAUCUGUCUGAUAUCAGGUGGCAGCGUAGCUGGGGAGUGUCCCAUAGGUGCUGUCAGCUUCAGAGUCUGAGCCGACUGUCCCAGCAGAACCCAGAGGCCCUGAUCAACCUGCAAGGACACACUGUUGUGUUUGCUGACCAGUCAGGGAUGAACGCCUCUGGACACAUCAUGCUGGGAACCAUGGACGUCCAUCAUCAGUGGACCAAACUGUUUGAGCAGCUGCCCAGCUAUCGCAGCCUGCAGCAGCAGACGGACUGGCUGAAGGAGAGGAUCAGCUUUCUCCUGGGUGGGACUCAGGUGGUCCACAUGGAGAGGCUGAGACCGGUCCAGUCCAUCACCGAGCACUACAGCACCCUCAGCACCUUCCACAAGAGCCUGAUGUCCCGACACCUCCGCCUGCACCCCAGGAGCCUGCAGGGGCUCACCAUGUUGUUGGAGAAUGACCGCUCCAACCCCAGUCUUCAUGAGAUGGGGCACUUUAUUAUCCCCACCAACUCUGACCCUCCAAAGCUACAGGUCUUCCUCCAGAGCCACGCCCCUGAGGCCCGACAGCGCACCCAACGCAGAAAACAGCUGCAGGCGGAGGAGGAGGCGGUGGUGAAGCUGUGUCUCCAGAGUCUGUCUCUGAGGAGUCUGUCCAAGGAGCCCAGUGUCAGCUCCACCCAGAUGAUCCUGUGCUGCAAAAGGCUGGUGGAGCAGCGCUCCCCCCUCAUGCAGGGCCUCCACAUCUGUGUCUCUCACUUCUACUCAGUCAUGCAGGACGGGGACCUGUGUGUCCCCUGGGACUGGAAGAGCUGAGCUGGAGGGACACGGUCCGUCCAAGAGUUGGAAAGGAGGUGUUUUUUUGUUUUUUUGUAUAAUGUUGUUCAGACAAUUUUAACAGGAUGCUUAUUUACAUGUCAGGUGUUCACAACAGAUUUUAUACCUGUAAUGCUCAAGGUAACCUUUGGAGAAAAAAAUCACGUGUUUAGUGGGUCAUUCAAGCUGACCGACAAGAAGCACUUUAUCCUCUUACUGGAGAAGCCAAAUAGGAGAAUUUGAAUUAAAGCUAAGGUCAGUGGUUCCCAAGCCAGGGGGUGAGGACCCUUCAGGGGACAUAAAAUGAUUGACAAGAGAGAGACAAGACGGAAAACAUUUCUGCUGCAUAAAAUUACAUUUUUCCCCCCAGAUUUUUCUCAAAUAUUUACUCUUGUACUUAAAUACUGAAGUAUUUGACCUCUUCAGGAAUCAAAAUUGAAAGUUUAAGAAACAAACCACAUGGUUUGAUUGAAUUGUGAUAAGUGGGCGGUCACAAGCCAAAACGGUUGGGACACACUAGCACAGGUGCAAUAUUUUUUCAGACCAGGGCCUUGACAUGCACAGUUUGACAAAGUGACUAUUUUUCUGUUGUUGGGUGGAAUGCACUAAGAAAUAAUUAAAUAAUGGUUCUAUUCCUAACAUAAAAAUGUAAAACAGUGGGUUGGAACUCACUCUGGUUGAAGGAAUGACUUGAGCAGGUGAGCGGAGCUAAACGGAAGUAAACAAAUUCCCUAAAUUCACAACAUGUUUUUAUAUAACGAAAUGUUCUGCUUCAGUAAGUAUUUGAAACACAGCACUUUCACUGCUUUCAAACCCUCCUGCUCACUGCAUACAAAGAGAGGCCUGCAUUGACGAGUUAUUAGAGAAAGGGGAUUUAAUUUUUAAAAAGUCAUUUUAUCUUAUGAAUCACUUUAUUCAAGGGUUUUUGUUUUUCUAGGGUGAUUACGUCAUUAAAUAUGAUGACAGACAUUCAAAGCUUCAUCUAAUAACCUUCAUAAAAACUUUAAAUGUAAAAAAAAAAAAAAAAAAAAGGAAAGACGUACGGUAGAAUUGAGUGUAGCGGGUUGAAAUCUGACUUGAGCACUCUUGAGCCGCUUUGAGAGGAAACUAACAGCUCUGUGAGCGAGUAGCAGAAAUUCUCUCCUUUCCACUGUGCUCAUAUGCCCUGACUAACACUAGACAGGCUCAAGGAUUCACCAUGAUUACAAUGAACUACUCUGUACCAAGUCCGACCAUAUUAAGUUCUCAUGUUCUGAACGGCCACACUGGAAGGCAGGGUUUAAAGCCUGCUGUCUUAGGGAGGGGCGAGACACAAUCAAUUGUAAAUAUGUGGAUAACGGCACGCUUCCACAUGUUUUCUCACCUAGAAGACAUUCAUGGUGUUGCACUCAACAGUUCACGUCAGAAAGUGAUAAAAGCAUUUGUGUCAGGAAUGAAAAACAACUGCUAGUGAGGGGAGUUCAAACCCAGCUUACUUUCACACCUGACCCAUCAGGCCGUGAAGAUCAUGUAGUUGUCAGAGUGUCAGUAUCACAAAGUACAAACAUUGUAGUUCUGACACUGGAGUGGUGUGGGGGGGCCGCGGUUUUAACAAGCUGUGAGCUUGUAAUAAUACAUUUUGCUACUGUUGUAGUAUUAAAAUGCUGAUUUAAAUCUGAAAGUCAAACUGUAAUUCUAUACAUGUGAAUAUAACUGUAAUUUAUAUUGUGAUCAUGAAACAGACUUGUUUCUUAGCAGACAAUCCAGGAAGAUUAACAAAGACUUUCUACAGUGUUGUGUUGUCACGUUGUGUAUAGAGGAGAAGGACUAACCAGGACUGUGUGAUCCAGCAUGCGGACUUAUAUGUGUGAUGAUGGACUGCUUCACUGGAUGGAGAUGUUUUGGACAUGUUGGAUUGUUUCAGAUGCUGGUGUGCAGUCUUGAGUCCAGAGUUCUCAUUUCGCUUGAGGCACUGUUACCGUUCUGCUCCCACACAGGGAGGUGGGGUUGAACUUUGUAAAGGUACCGUGGAUGUGAAACAGAUUGUUGCUCUCAAAUAAA